Messenger RNA from Hemibagrus wyckioides, 1481 nucleotides. It is a transcript of the gene hsd11b1la, whose product is annotated as hydroxysteroid (11-beta) dehydrogenase 1-like a. The record is from RefSeq and is a predicted model, not a curated record. Gene Ontology annotation, molecular function: oxidoreductase activity. The transcript is spliced from 6 exons. Lineage: Eukaryota; Metazoa; Chordata; Actinopteri; Siluriformes; Bagridae. Bases 111 to 977 code for a protein of 288 amino acids. Gene Ontology annotation, cellular component: intracellular membrane-bounded organelle.
AUGCAGUCAGUUUACACUUUGACCUGCGUGCAGAUUGUGCAAUCAGAGAGGUUAUUAAGCUCUGUUAAACAAAGCCUGAUCACACACAGCCUCUGUUACAGCUCUUCACAAUGAAGUUCCGUGUUAAACUCUUUUUAUUCGGGAGUCUGAGCGCAGCUUUCAUUGCGCUCCAGUGGAGUGGCCCUACUUUCAGAGAAGAGUCUCUGAAAGGCAUGAGGGUGCUUGUGACUGGUGCGAGCACUGGCAUCGGGGAGCAGGUGGCGUACCAUUAUGCCCGCAUGGGUGCUCAGAUUGUCAUCACAGCAAGAAGAGAACAUGUAUUAAAAGAGGUUGUAAAGAAGUGUCUGGAUCUGGGAGCUCAGAAAGCUCUGUAUAUUGCAGCGGACAUGGCUGAAAUGGCUGAUGCAGAGCGGGUGGUGGAGUUUGCUAAAGAGCAGCUUCACGAGCUGGACUACGUAGUACUUAAUCACAUCGGGCCGAGUCCAUAUGGGAUGUGGGAUGCUGAUGUGGAUCACGUUAAAUGGCUCAUGCAGGUGAAUUUCCACAGUUAUGUGAAAAUGGCUGUGAAAGCUUUACCAGUUCUGGAGAAGACUAAUGGAUCACUGAUUGUUGUCUCUUCCUUGUAUGGUAAAAUGUGUUUACCUUUUGGUCUACCGUAUGCCGCUACCAAAUUUGCCCUGAAUGGCUUCUUUGGGAGUCUCCAGCAUGAUCUGGCUAUGAAGCACAGCAACGUAUCUGUCACUAUCUGCACCCUGGGCCUCAUUGACACGGAGUCAGCUAUGGAAAAAAUCAAAGGCUACAUUGACAUGCCUGCUUACCCUGCACAUGAGGCUGCGUAUCAGAUCAUCAAGGCUGGAGCACUUCGUGAGAGCGAGGCCUUCUACCCCUGGUACACCUUCUAUGCCUCACUCUUCAGAGAUUGGUUCCCUUACCACAGAGAUCAGGUCAUUAGGAAGGUUUACAAAUACCAGCCAUAAUUCGGUGCUGGUCACUGGCACUUACAGACAACAUGGAGUGUUCAUUUGGUGCUCUGGAUAAACAUGAUAGAACACUGAUAAAGCACAGUGUGAGGAAUGUUUAAUGCUAAAUUAAGUUGCCUGUAAAUUAUUAUAAAUUUCUACAUGUAAACGGUAUAGAAUAUAAAUGGUAUAAAUAUAUGUGUGCUGUGUUAUAAAAUAUUUUCAUCAGAUAUUGUAUUGUUGCCAUAUCUCCCCCAGUCACUGGUGAAGGUUCUGAUUAGUCAGGAGCUGAUUAACUGUCUGUAACAACGAUUUUGUUUUUCUUAUUAAGUGAAGCUGAUGAGGGAAUGAUGGGAAUGAGGGAAUUGUUCACAUCUGCUGUAAGUGAGAAUCUUGUAUCAUGGACAUUCCAUAGCAUUAAGCAUGCAAUAACUCUAAACAGACAUAACUGUUAGAGUUGGAAAAAUGAUGUUUACUGAGAGAAAUAAAACACAUCAGAACGUGUUUUAUACCAGGUGGUAA